Molecule: messenger RNA, 1654 nt
Organism: Salvia hispanica
Lineage: Eukaryota; Viridiplantae; Streptophyta; Magnoliopsida; Lamiales; Lamiaceae
Product: 3-ketoacyl-CoA synthase 20-like
Biological process (GO): fatty acid biosynthetic process
Cellular component (GO): membrane
Molecular function (GO): acyltransferase activity, transferring groups other than amino-acyl groups
Source: RefSeq, a predicted model, not a curated record
GAUGGCAUCGAAAAACCUCAAAAUCAUGUCAAAUCGAUGCUACCAUCACAUCAUCACCAACGCCCUAUUCCUCAUCAUCCCAUCUCUCAUCUUAGCCGCAAUCAUCAAUCUCAACCACCUCUACAACGACAGCUUAACCGCCGCCGCCGCCGCCGCCAUCUUGUCCUUGUGCAUAUUAUUUUCCUACUUCCUCCGUCCGAGAAAAGUAUACUUGGUGGAUUUCACAUGCUACCGACACGACCCGGCUUUCUCAACAAACCGGGAUACCUUCAAGGAGAAGAUGUCAACCCUGCUCAGCCCGGAGAGCCUCUCCUUCACUACCAAGGUCAUCGAGAGGUCAGGGGCCGGAGAGGAGACCUUCAUCUACGGCGUCAGAGACUUCCCGCCAAAAUCGUCGUUCGAAUGCGCGAGGGAGGAGGCAGAGAUUGUACUGUGCGGAGCCGUGGAUGAUCUGAUGGCCAAGACUGGGGUGGAGGCUGCUCAGAUUGGUGUGGUGGUGGUGAAUAUAUCGACGUUCAAUCCGGUGCCGUCACUGUCAGCCAUGAUCGUCAACAGGUACAAGCUGAGAGAGGAUGUGCUCACCUACAACUUGGGGGGAAUGGGCUGCAGCGCUGGCCUCAUUGCCGUCGACCUCGCCAAACGCCUCCUCCAGGUUCAACGCAAUAGUUACGCCCUAAUCGUGAGCCUAGAAAGCCCAACCAGCGGCUAUUACCUCGGCCACGACAAAUCAAAGCUCCUCUCCAACUGCCUCUUUCGCAUGGGCGGCGCCGCCCUCCUCUUAUCCAACCGCCGCUCUGACCGCCGCAUCUCCAAAUACGAGUUGAGCCACACCCUCCGCACCCACCGCGGCGCCGACGACCGCUCCUACAAGUGCGUAUUCCAAGAAGCCGACAAAGAAGGAGCCCUCGGCAUCACCAUAUCCAAAGACCUCCCCUCCGUCGCCGGCGAAGCCCUCAAGGCCAACAUCACCUCCCUGGGCCCACUCGUGCUCCCCAUCUCCGAGAAACUCACGUUCCUCGCAACGCUCAUUGGCCGAAGAUUUCUCAACAUGAAAGGGCUUCGCCCAUACGUGCCGGAUUUCAAGGCGGCGUUCGAGCAUUUCUGCAUCCAUGCGGGCGGGAAGGCGGUGCUGGACGCGGUGGAGACGAGUUUGAAGCUGAGAGCGUGGGAUAUGGAGCCGUCCAGAAUGACGCUUUAUAGGUAUUGUAAUACGUCAAGUAGUUCAGUGUGGUAUCAGCUGGCGUAUGCGGAGGCGAAGGGCCGGGUUCGGAGGGGAGACCGGGUUUGGCAGCUCGGGUUCGGGUCGGGUUUCAAGUGUGCGAGUGGUGUGUGGAGGGCGUUGAGGACUAUUCCUCCGAAUGAGGUGGAUAACCCGUGGCUACAAGUCAUCGAUCAAUUUCCUAUUUCUCUGCCUACCUGAUCCCGAACCCGAACUGGACACGUAUUUCGUAUUAUAUCUCCUAUUUGGUGAAUGUAUAUUGCGCUCAUAGAUAGAGCCAACGAAUGUUAUAUUUAAGGAAUGUAUAGCAUAUUGCUUGAUUAUUUCUGAUUUUGUAUCGUAGAUUGCUUGGAAUCAUAUGCCAAGUUUUUUGCCUAUGUAUCAUAGAUUGCUUGCCUGUGUAUAGCAGAUUGUUUGCUUAAUUUGUCAUUUUAA